ACUCCCUCUAGGUCACUUAUGGAGAGCGGUGGUGGUGCCGAAGUGAGUAAACAGAAAAAACCAAUGGUGCUUGAUGAGAUUGAUGGUGGUUUGUCAGAGAAGGAUGAGGCAGGGGAGAUUAGUAUAAUAGUGCUCGAUGGUAGUGAUGGGGGUGACGAAGACGAUGGUAAUGGUGGAGUAAAUUUUGCUAAUACAUCUGUUAGGUCUAUAAUGAUGAGACCACCACCUCUAUUCUUGACGAACACCUACCGAAUGGUGGGCGAUCUAGAAACAAAUUCCAAUGUUUCAUGGAAUUCCAAUGGUACCAGUUUCAUUGUGUGGGACUCUUUUAAGUUCUCUACUGAUCUUCUCCCCAAAUACUUCAAGCACAACAAUUUCUCAAGCUUCGUUCGGCAGCUCUCCACCUAUGUGAGCCCCUGUAAAUAUGAAAUUUGUUCAGCUACAUUAGUUGGUAGAAUCAGCUAA
Messenger RNA from Ilex paraguariensis (yerba mate), 465 nucleotides. The record is from the annotation of a GenBank genome assembly. Lineage: Eukaryota; Viridiplantae; Streptophyta; Magnoliopsida; Aquifoliales; Aquifoliaceae.